Messenger RNA from Onychostoma macrolepis, 1460 nucleotides. RefSeq lists its product as uncharacterized. Lineage: Eukaryota; Metazoa; Chordata; Actinopteri; Cypriniformes; Cyprinidae. The record is from RefSeq and is a predicted model, not a curated record. The transcript is spliced from 4 exons. Gene Ontology annotation, molecular function: GTP binding. Bases 558 to 1181 code for a protein of 207 amino acids.
UGGUGUAUUUCUCCUUGGCUUCAGUCCGAUAGAUUAUAUUGUUAUAUUUGAUUUUUUUCUAAGUUGUAGGCCUACUAGGUUGAUUGUUUCUGGAGGUUACUAAUAUGACUUUUUUUCUAGUUUAUGCUAGGUGGAUUUUCUUUCCUUAUAUUUUUUAACAUUUUUGUUUGUAUAACAAAAAAAGAAGGAUGGCAAGGAAGAUGGAACGAGACACUGUGGCUCUGCUCUCAAAACUGAGAAUUGUACUGCUUGGGUGGGUCCUGUCUGGGAAGAGUUCAACUGUAAACACCAUCUUUAAUAAAGAAAAUAAUAAAACAGUAGGAACAAAAAAGUGCCCAAAAUAUUCUGGUUUUGUAAAUGGCAGAUCAGUAAGUAUGUUGGACACUUCAAGCUGGUGGAAGUAUUUCUUGUCUAAAUUCAACCCAAAAUCCGCACAAGCUUCAAUUCUGGAGAGCGUCGGCCAGUCACAACAUAUGCAAUACCCUCAUGCCGUGAUCCUAGUGAUUCCGGCUGAUAAUUUGUUCAAGAAUUAACAAAAAAAGAUUAAUAAAGGGUACAUGGCCAGUCUCAGAGAGGAUGUUUGGAGACACACUAUAGUUUUGUUCACGUGGGGCGACAUGUUUAAAGACAUCUCAAUCGAGCAGCACAUUGAGAGUGAAGGUGAAGCUCUUCAGUGGCUGAUUGAGAAAUGCAGGAACAGAUAUCACGUCUUUGACAACACAGACAAGAAGAACCGAUCUCAAGUCUCAGAGCUGCUCCAGAAGAUUGAUGAGAUGGUGGCAGAAAACAGCUUGUUCUGCCUCAACACUCAAUGUGCUGCAGAAGCGAACGACACAAAACAAGACGAGGAAAUAAAUCUAAACCAUUUACCAAAAUUAAUGUACCACGAUUUCAAAAACAGCUAUCAUGCAAUAACAAGGAAGCUAAAAAAAUUAGCGGUGUGUUUCAAUGGAUGUAUAGAAGCCAAAAGUGAUGCAAGCAUGGAUGGCAUCGUCAACAUGAAAGCUGAAACCCUCAUGGAGAAGACAAGGAGAGAAGGACAAAGAAUGGAAGCAAUUAUAAGGGAUGGGAUCUUGAACAUUCAGAAUUCUGAAGCAUAUUGUGGUAAUAAUAUGAGCCAAAGUGCAAAUGAAAAGGUGCUACGGUGGCUUGAAACAUACUCUGAAGUCACUGAUCCAUAAGAUCCAACAGAUGUCAGACACAAUGAAAUUGAGAAAAUGAGAAAACAGAGAGAUGCAUGCCUGUAGCAUAAAACUUAAACUCUGCUUAAAGAUGUGUUAAACUGUAAAUAAAUAAUAUGUCUAUAAUUUACUUAGUAAUGAUGUCUUAAAUAUGUAUUUUAAUAUUUCUAUUGAUUUUAACAUUUAAAUUGGUAAAUUCUGUAACCUUUAAAUAAAUAUCAAUUAAAAUUUUCUCUGAACUUUUAAUUUUUUGGCUAAUAAAUACAAAUAUUGUUGAGC